Messenger RNA from Aspergillus steynii IBT 23096, 2129 nucleotides. Its product is annotated as putative LMBR1 domain protein. Gene Ontology annotation, biological process: protein localization to vacuole. The coding region runs from base 100 to 1794 and encodes 564 amino acids. The record is from RefSeq and is a predicted model, not a curated record. The transcript has 3 exons. Lineage: Eukaryota; Fungi; Ascomycota; Eurotiomycetes; Eurotiales; Aspergillaceae. Gene Ontology annotation, cellular component: vacuolar membrane.
CUCCCAUGAUCGCAACGUACUGUGGAUGGACCCCCCACGGAGAUUCUCGCCUAUUCGUUGAAUGACUUGAGCUCCAUAUGUCGCCUCAGCCUUGACAAGAUGGUGCUCCUGCAAACCUCCCUGAUCUGGGUUGUAUAUGCAAUUGUGGUUGCCAUUUUGAUCCUGGCGGCAUCGUUUCUAAUAUAUACUUACCAGACUCCUCGAGACCGGUCUAAUCUAGUGACUUUGACAUGUAUUGCUGCCAUCUCCACCCUCCUCGCCACUGUUCUCUUGCUUCCAGUCGAUAUCGCCCUUGUCUCCUCCACAACCUCCUCGGCACUUGGUCGGAGGAAGGAAUGGGCUACUCAGACCGAAAUAGAUAGGAUUCUCUUCUCCUUGAAAAUCUUAUACUACCUGCUAUAUUCCAUUGACGCCCUUCUUUGUCUUAUUGUGGUUCCCUUCACGUAUUUUUGGUAUGAAGAGUACGAUGAAGUGGCUGCCCAGGCGGGCGAGCAAACAGCCGCACAGCAAUUCUGGGCGGCUUCAAAGUACACAAUGUCGUUCAUUGCAAUAUCAGUCGUUCUAUUCCUCGUCGGCUUUUUUGUGCCUGUCGCAAAAGAAGGUGCGGAUGGCUUGGACUUCUUCAAGCACUUGCUGUCGGAAAAUCGCGGCGAACGGACCCUUACCUUCGCACUUGGAUUGCUGAUAACUCUCGGCAUGUUCUUGUACAUUUUCUACACCUCGUUUGGACUUGCUUUUCUCCCGGUUAGUUUGAUGAGAACCACGCCAUCUUUCUCGGCCCCAUAUUUUAGAGCAGACGCAGCCGCGCAGCUUGAAUCCAAUCGAGAACGCCAACGCCAGUUGGAAGGCCGUUGUGGAGGAAACCCGGAACUGCUGUCUUCAAAGGAUAGACGGGAGCUGGAUUCCCUUUCUCGAGAGGAAAGAACUCUGAUUAGACGGCAGCGACUGGCGGAUGAAACUUCCGGAACUAGCCGGAGUUGGCUUGUGAACUCAUGCCUGAAAAUAAAGACGUGCCUUCGCCCCUUCCAGCUUCUAGGUGGCAUCACGUUGUUCUUGACGUCCUUGGUAAUAUGGGUGUCCAUGCUUCUGACGGCGACUGAUAAGGCCAAAAACUCAUUUUGCAAACACCAUUGUGGCUAUAUUCUCGCCAACAUCAAGAUCUUCAACCCCAUCAACUGGAUUUUGGUCCGAGCUGCAAAAGUGUUUCCCGUCGACUAUGCUCUUUUCACCACCCUUGUAUUGUUUCUAUUUUACAGCUCGGUCGUUGGUAUAUCUGCCGUUGGGAUUCGGUUUCUUUGGAUCAGGAUAUUCCAAAUCCGGAAGGGCCAUACUUCCCCACAGGCCCUUCUUUUGACAACGGUUAUGCUGAUGUUGAUCAUCCUGGCCUUGAACUACUCCAUACCCAUGACUGUUGCGCCUCAAUACGCCACGUUUGGACCGCAAACAUUCUGUGAUCGCAACCAAAACGCAUUGGAUGAACAGCCAGACUGCACAAAUGCUAAACACCUGGUCAAGCCAUGUUCUGAAUUCUCACAAAACAAGGGCGCAAAGCAGGUCUGCACACCGAGUGUUGCAAGCACAAUCCUCAACCGUGUAACACUUAAUUUCCCCUUCUUUGGCGCAAUACUGUUCUGGGCCCAAUUUCUCUUCCUUGGCAUUUACCUGGUUGUUCUAGUCGCCUGUCUUUUACGGUCUCCGAGAUUGGAUGAGCAACAACUUGACGAGGAUGCCGAAGAAGCCGAGGAAGAAAGCUUACUGGCGAGCACUGGUCGACACUUUGGUACAACCAGGUGAAAUAUCAUCGUUCUCAAGUCCCUUGCUCUCCCAUUCCAGUGGGACAAGUGAGUGGUUCAAUCUAAUACAUGAAUAAAUACCAUUAGGUGGGUGACAUGACAGGUCUUCACCCCGCUCUUUUAGCCAAGUCACGAUCAUCAUGACUGAGCCUUGGAAUGCUGUGCAAAAUCCGAAUCGGAAAGCAGAUGGUUUUGCUUGGGUCUAACACUUUUUUUUUUUUUUUAUGUGGACUGCAGCCGGGGCAGUACUUCGGUUUCCUCGUAAUUGGGUUUAAGGCUUCAUCCGAUCAUUCAAUAAGGCAAGGGCGCUUUCAAACGCCUUGACGACAUCCAGAU